Molecule: messenger RNA, 2777 nt
Organism: Cercocebus atys (sooty mangabey)
Lineage: Eukaryota; Metazoa; Chordata; Mammalia; Primates; Cercopithecidae
Gene: ATXN3
Product: ataxin 3
Exons: 11
Coding region: 685-1686 (333 amino acids)
Biological process (GO): protein deubiquitination
Cellular component (GO): nucleus
Molecular function (GO): cysteine-type deubiquitinase activity
Source: RefSeq, a predicted model, not a curated record
UGUCACCCAGGCCAGAAUACAGUGGCACAAUCAUAGCUCCAUGUAGCCUUGAACUCCUGGGCUCAAGUGAUCCUCCCACUCAGCCUCUCAAACAGUUGAGAUUACGGUAUAAACCACUGUGCCUAGCCUUAAGUCAUUUUUAAAUUUGUACUGAACAGUUUGUCCUUUCCUUCCAUUAAAUCAUAUUAGAAGUACAGAACUUGAUAUUUCCUGUAGCAAUACAGUAUAUCUUUGAUGAAGUUUGAUUUCAAGUACUUAUUUUUCAUAAUUUAAAGCUAUUUUUUAUAGAGAUAACUUUAAUCAAAUAUUUGGAUGUCGCUAUUGCUAUAUGUGAUAUUAAGUAUGGUGACCAUAGUUUAUAAACUCCAAACUGACAGCAGGACAGGAAAUUUGUGUUAGCAAAGGCUUUUUUCUUACUGUUUGAAUUUUUUAAAAAUUAGGUACCAUACAGAGAGGAGCACACAAAUCGUUAAGAGUACGGCUCAGUGAAUUCUCACAAAAUGAACAUGUGUAAACAGCAAGUAACAGAAGAUUUACCUGCAUCCUAUAACCUCCCAUUAUUCCCUUUUCUAGCAAGAAGGCUCACUUUGUGCUCAACAUUGCCUGAAUAAUUUAUUGCAAGGAGAAUAUUUUAGCCCUGUGGAAUUAUCCUCAAUUGCACAUCAGCUGGAUGAGGAGGAGAGGAUGAGAAUGGCAGAAGGAGGAGUUACUAGUGAAGAUUAUCGCACGUUUUUACAGCAGCCUUCUGGAAAUAUGGAUGACAGUGGUUUUUUCUCUAUUCAGGUUAUAAGCAAUGCCUUGAAAGUUUGGGGUUUAGAACUAAUCCUGUUCAACAGUCCAGAGUAUCAGAGGCUCAGGAUCGAUCCUAUAAAUGAAAGAUCAUUUAUAUGCAAUUAUAAGGAACACUGGUUUACAGUUAGAAAAUUAGGAAAACAGUGGUUUAACUUGAAUUCUCUCUUGACGGGUCCAGAGUUAAUAUCAGAUACAUAUCUUGCACUUUUCUUGGCUCAAUUACAACAGGAAGGUUAUUCUAUAUUUGUUGUUAAGGGUGACCUGCCAGAUUGCGAAGCUGACCAACUCCUGCAGAUGAUCAGGGUCCAACAGAUGCACCGACCAAAACUUAUUGGAGAAGAAUUAGCACAACUGAAAGAGCAAAGAGUCCAUAAAACAGACCUGGAACGAGUGUUAGAAGCAAAUGAUGGCUCAGGAAUGUUAGAUGAAGAUGAGGAGGAUUUGCAGAGGGCUCUGGCACUAAGUCGCCAAGAAAUUGACAUGGAAGAUGAGGAAGCAGAUCUCCGCAGGGCUAUUCAGCUAAGUAUGCAAGGUAGUUCCAGAAAUAUAUCUCAAGAUAUUCCACAGACAUCAGGUACAAAUCUUACUUCAGAAGAGCUUCGGAAGAGACGAGAAGCCUACUUUGAAAAACAGCAGCAAAAGCAGCAACAGCAGAAGCAGCAGCAGCAGCAGCAGCAGGGGGACCUAUCAGAACAGAGUUCACAUCCAUGUGAAAGGCCAACCACCAGUUCAGGAGCACUUGGGAGUGAUCUAGGUGAAAUAAACAGCCUUGUUGCUCACACAAAGCCUGUUUGGUGGUCUCUUCACAUGGAUGUGCGUGACAUUGGGUGCCGAAGACCUGACAGGAGGACUCCUCUGGGAGACCGGUCCCCUGUCCUCGCCCUCACUCCAUGAGGAGAUCCACUUGCGACCUUGGGUCCUGAGACCAACCAGCCCAAGGAACAUCUCAUGAAUUUCAAAUCAGGUAAGCGGUCUUUUCCAGCCUCUCUUGCUACCCUUCAAUCUCCCUCUCUUGCUACCCUUCAGUCUCCCUGUCCUUCCAAUUCCAGUUCUUUUUCCUCUCUAGUAGAGACAACGGAGACACAUUUUAUCCACGGACCCAAAACUCUGGCGCUGGUCACAGACUCGGGAAGACAGUCUUCCCUUGGUGUUUAAUCACUGUGGGGACACCUGCCUGAUUUUUCACUCACACUCCAUUGGUGACUGAUCAUUGGGGGGCACCUGCCUUGGUCAUUCACUCACAUUGCCUUGGUGGCAAGUCAAUUGCGGGGACGCCUGCUUUGGCUGCUCACCCACAUUGCAGCCCAGGGCUGCUCACCCACCCCCUUUUCUGUGUCUCUACCUUUCUCUUUAAACUUACCUCCUUCGCUAUGGGCAACCUUCCGCCCUCCAUUCCCCCUUCUUCUCCCUUAGCCUGUGUUCUCAAGAACUUAAAACCUCUUCAACUCACACCUGACCUAAAACUUAAAAGUCUUAUUUUCCUCUGCAAUACUGCUUGACCCUAAUACAAACUCGACAGUAGUUCCAAGUGGCCAGAGAAUGGCACGUUCGAUUUGUCUGUCCUACAGGAUCUAGAUAAUUUUUGUCGAAAAAUGGGCAAAUGGUCUAAGGUGCCUGACGUCCACACAUUCUUUUACACACUGGUCCCUCCCUAGUCUCUGCUCCCAAUGUGACUCGUUCCGAAUCUUUCUUCUUUCUCUCCUGUCUCUUCCUUCAGUCUCCACCCCAAGCUCUGAGUCCUUUGCGUCCUCCUUUUCUACGGAUUCAUCUGACCUCUCCCCUCUUCCCCAGGCUGCUCCUCGCUAGGCUGACCCAGGUCCCAAUUCUUCCUCAGCCUCCACUCCCCCACCCUAUAAUCCUUUUAUCACCCCCUCCUAACAUCCCAUCUGGCUUACAGUUUCUUUCCUUGACUAGCCCUCCCCCACCUGCCCAACAAUUUCCUCUUAAAGAGGUGGCUGGAGCUGAAGGCAUAGCCAAGGUUAAUG